AUGGCAAUGUGGAUGCCAGGCGAUGACGUCGCAUGGGAAGAAAGCGACCGCGUCGAGAAGGAAUGGAUCGCGAGUCUUUUAAAGCCUUCGACACAGCUGGCCAUUGGUAACUUCAUCGCGAAGCACCGCCAAGGCGUCCCUCAAGAGAUUGGUCCUCUCAAGGCCGGCGCAUUCAACGCUCUGUUUCGUCUGACAUACCUAGACGGCGGCUCCGCCGUGAUACGCUUUGCUAAACCGGGUAGGACAAUGUUUCCUGAAGAAAGGAUUCGAAAUGAAGUCGCUACUAUGAGAUAUAUCCAGGACCACACCGCCAUACCAGUUCCGUUUAUUCUUCACUGGGGAACCCGGGAAGAAAGCCCCCUUCAUAUUGGACCGUUUAUUAUUAUGGACUAUGUCAACCAUGAAAUGGAAAUGAGCGCUGCACUUAACACACCAGGGUUCACAAAUGACAUGCGGCCAAUACUAAACCCAGAUAUUGACGAGGCUAAGCUUGAAAAACUCUAUCGCCAAGUCGCCAACAUCCUCCUUCAACUCUCCCAACUAGAGCAUCCCCUGAUAGGAUCGCUCGCCGAGACGGAUGAAUGGCAGCAGUGGGAGGUGACGCGGCGCCCGCUAUCAAUGCCUAUGAAUGAACUAGUUCGAAUCGGAAGCUUGCCGCGGUCAAAAUUGCCUUGUACUACGUUCAAGACUUCCUCAGAGUACCUUGACAGUCUUGCCCAGCUCCAUCUUGACCACCUCGCCGCCCAGCGCAACGACGCCAUCGAGUCUAAGGCUGACUGUCAGCGCAAGUACACGGCGCGGAAACUUUUCCAGAGGCUCGCGAGCGAGCGGAGGCUCUUGUCUGAAAAGCACGAUAAAGGGCCGUUUAAGUUUUGGUGCGACGACCUACGCCCGUCUAAUAUCCUUAUCGAUGCCAACAUGGACAUUGUGUGCGUCAUCGACUGGGAAUUCUCGUAUGCAGCGCCGAGCGAGUAUACCUUUGCGCCGCCCUGGUGGCUGCUCCUCGAGCAGCCCGAGUACUGGGACAAUGGCUUCGACGACUGGCUCGAAAACUACGAGCGCCGCCUCCCGACCUUUCUCCGGGCCAUGGCGUCCUGCGAGGACGAGUACAUUGCGGCCGGGCGGCUGCAGGAGACGCAGCGGCUGUCGGGCAAGAUGCGCGAGAGCUGGGCCAGCGGCGACUUCUGGACCGUGUACGCGGCGCGUAGGAGCUUUGCGUUUGACACGGUCUUUUGGAAGAAGCUCGACGCGCGCUUCUUCGGGCCGGAUGAGGACAGCGGUGCGCUGGCGGGGGGUACGUGGACGAGGAGAUUGCCUCUGCUGGACGAGCAGGCGAGGACGGCGAUGGAGGCGUUUGUGGAUGGGAAAGUGGCGGAGAGCCAGACAAGAGAGUUGCGUUGGGAGCCGGACGAGGAGCCGAGCAGCGGCAAACUUGUGACAUGA
Cordyceps militaris CM01 is the source of this 1443-nucleotide messenger RNA. RefSeq names its product Protein kinase-like domain. Bases 1 to 1443 code for a protein of 480 amino acids. The transcript has a single exon. The record is from RefSeq and is a predicted model, not a curated record. Lineage: Eukaryota; Fungi; Ascomycota; Sordariomycetes; Hypocreales; Cordycipitaceae.